UAUUUUUACUUAAUAUUAUUUUUUAAGUGAAGAGAACAGAGUCUUAUUCCAAUUUAAUCCCAACCCAAUCCAAACAAUGGAAUACAUUAUUUUAUCCUUAUCUCAUAUAUUAAUUCUACCUCCUUAUCUUACCUUUUUACCCCACUUAAUCCAUUCUUCUUACCAAACGCCCCGUACGAGUACAUCUAAAAUGACUCGGUAGCUGACUAGUCCGUAAUUGCAAAGUCGAUCAAGUAUUGUUUUUAUUUUUCCUUGGUAAAUCCUAAACAUCCUUGAGGCAUUUUUCUCCAUCGUCUUCCUUGUGUUUAUUUAGCGGUUUGACCGGGCAAAGCAUGGUCAAACAGCUGAUAAAUGGCCCCAAUCCGCUCAAGUUUCCCCAAAACUCUAUUCACCAGAGUCCAGAGCCCAUGGUCCAUAAGAAGAGCGAGAGAGACAACAGGUUCAAAGAAGAAGCAAUGUGGAACAUGAUUGGCUGGAAAAACUUAGGGACACUGUAUAUGAAGCUGAUGACCUGUUUGACGAGGUUGCCACUUUAGCUCGACGCAAAGAACUUAUCUCAGGCAAUCAAAUUGCCAAAGAGAUGAUGUAUGGAAUGAGAAUCGUCACAAGUGGCUUGAAUUAAGGAACUUAUUGAUUAAAGGGCAAAGAGGAAGUAGAAUUGUGGUGACUACACGUUCCAACAUGGUGGCUAGAAUCGUGGGAGGCGGUUCUACUUAUGAUCUAAAGGGACUCUCCGAGGAAGAUUCGUGGCAUUUAUUUGAGAAAAUGGCGUUUGAAAAAGAGGAUGACCGAAUGGAUACGGGCCUUGUUGAGAUUGGAAAAUUUAUCCUUAAAAAGUGCUGCAACGUUCCACUUGCCAUAAGAGUUGUUGGAAGUCUUCUUUAUGGUCAGGGAAAAUCCACAUGGCUGUCAUUUAGAGACUUAGACUUAAGAAAAAUAAAGCAAGAGGAUAACAAUGAUAUAUUGUCUAUACUGAAGCUGAGCUAUCAUCAUCUUGCCUUGUCAUUGAAGAGCUGCUUUAGUUAUUGUGCCUUGUUCCCCAAGGAAUAUAGGAUAGAAAAGGAUACUUUGAUUAGCUUGUGGAUAACAAACCAUUUCAUUGUACCCUUAGAUGGGCAAAGUGUUGAAGAAGCUGGAGAGGAACAUUUUAUGACCCUGUUACAAAGGUGCUUCUUUCAAGAUGUUGAAAGAGAUGAUGUUGGUGAGAUUGUAUCAUGCAAAGUCCAUGAUCUUAUGCAUGAAGUGGCUCAAGAAGUAGCAGAAACAGAAAUUAUAAAUUUUGUUGCUGGUCAAUUGAAGAAAAAUUAUCGGCAUCUAUCUUUAGGUCAUCUUGACAUGGGAAGCAUUCUGAGGUCUAUGGGUGAUCUGAAACGGCUACGUACUCUAUUUCUUUUGGGGCAUGUAAAAGGCUCUUUAGAAGUUUUUGACAGUGACACAAGAGAACUAUUUUCAAAGGAGAAAUACUUGCGUGUCUUGCGUUUAUGUCACAAGAGCAUUCGAACAUUGCCCAGCACAAUAGAUAAACUUAUUCAUUUGAGAUACCUUGACCUGUCGUAUAGUUACGAGCUGCAGUUUCUUCCUGAAACAGUUUGUGAACUAAUUAACAUGCAGACCUUAAAAUUAAAGAAGUGUUGGAGCUUAAAAGAGUUGCCGAAGAACCUGAGAAAAUUAGUGAAUCUAAGGCACUUAGAUCUUAAUGAUUGCUUCAAUUUGAGUCAUAUGCCACCAGGAAUGAGCAACUUAAUUUGCCUUCAAAGUCUAUCAAGGUUUGUUGUGUGUUUUGAUACUACUGCACCUGCAUGAAGAGGUAUGCUGGAAGACUUGGAAGUUCUUACAAACCUUAGAGGCAAUCUUCAAAUCGUGGUGAUAUCUACUGAUCCAGCUCAUGAUGAUGCUAAGCUUACUCAAGCCAAGUAUGUCAUCAGAGGAUUGGAAUAUCUCAAGGGUAUAAAGAUUAGUGGUGGAUCUGCAGCACUGUUAGAAGGCCUUCAGCCCCAUCCUAAUGUUAGAUGUUUAACAUUGAAACGGUACGAGGGGACGACAUUUCCAAAAUGGGAGUCAUCAGAGGACUUGAGGACAUCUCUUCCUGUCCUUGUUAAGCUCACCCUUUUUUCUUGUGAAAGGUUGCAGCAUAUCCCUUUGUUAUGUCGAUUGCGUCAUCUGACAAUCCUUGAACUUAACAGCUUAGAUAGUUUGGAAUACAUUGAAGAGAGUAGUGGUGGUGGUGAUAGUGGAGCCUUUUCUGCAUUAUCUAGACCGAGCACCACUUGGGCAGACAAUCAGUCAAUGUCAUUCUUUCCAUCCCUUAGAACCACUUUAUUUGAUAAAUUUGCCAGAGUUAAAAGGAUGGCAGCGCUGCUCUUCUGGAGACAUGGAUUUGCAAUUGAGCUAUGAUGAACAAAAUCGACCAUUUUUCUUACGCCCAGUACCAUAUCAAUUCCCUCGUCUCUCUCUUUUGGACAUCAAAAACUUCCAUUCCUCUCAGUACAAGCUUACAAAAGUUGAUUCUAUGCUCUAGUUCAGAUGAAUCAAAUUCAUUUUUGUCCUAUGGGACAGGGAUUUCACAACACCUGACCGUCGGAUUUGGAAAAAAUGAGAGUCUGACAAAUUUGUUUAUAGUAAGAGAGAUGUUUCAGAACCACCUAUUUCCCUCUCUUUGUAGCUUGGAAAUUCAGGGAUGGAGUAGACUGAAGAGCUUGUGUGGAGGAGGUUUGGAGCAUCUCAUCACCUUGCAGGAGCUCUACCUACAGGACCUUGAUGAAUUAGAAGAACUGGAUGAUCAUAUGCCUUGGAGAUCACUCACCAAUCUUCGUCACUUGGGUUGAAAAAUCUUCCAAAGCUACUGAGUCUACCUAAGGGAGUUCAACAGAUAACUUCUCUUCAAUCUCUUUCUAUAGAUGGAUGUAACCAAUUAGCAUCGUUGCCUGGAGCAUUGCACAACCUUGUCAUCCUUGACAUAAGAAAUUGCCAAGGCCUGAAAAGAUGCCAAGAGCCUGUUCAGAAGACUAGCUCAAGAUUCCACAUGUCCCCCAAUUUUCAUCUUUCAGUAAUUAUCAACUGGUUCACGUGCAGAAUUAUCACAUCUUUCAGUAAUUAUCAACUCCAGCGAAGAGCUUUGUUGAAGCGUUUGAAUCUGCAAGUCAGGAAUUCAGAGGAAGGAUAGAUAACUUCAUUCCUUGGUGGCCAGCUUUUCAGACAGGGGGAUGACCAAAGCAAACCAGUUCAACACUCAACAUGAAAUUAUUGUGUAUACAAGAAAGACCCUAGCAAGUCAGCUUUAACAUGAACACUCUUAUUCUUAACAAAUGGCUUCAUAUCAAUUUCACUUAGCACAAGUCCUCAAUGUACUCCUUAAGCCAUGCUCAUAUUUUCCAUUGAAGAGUAAUAAAUUUGGGGAUCUUUGCAUCAACGGCUACGUUGUGCGAUGAGCUAGUGAUAUUUAAAUAUUUUUUGGUGUUUAAAGAGCCACAAGGGCAGGGGUGAGAAUUGAUCCCAGGAUCUCUUGGAAUCGGGAGGGAAGCUCUAACCACUUGAGCUAUCCCUCACUCUCAGUGAUAUUUAAAUAUAAUUCGUAGUAGGUUUCUCUAUGGUAUUGUAGUUUGUCUUUUUGCGUAAUGGAGACAUCAUCAGUUUAUCACCAUUGAUAUUGAGCCAAUAAAAGAUGUUUGGUUGUAUAGAAUCACAUAGUUUAAAAUGUUUAGAUUUGUUAUUGACUUAAAAGUUCAUUAUGGUAGAAUUGCAUGAUUAGUUAUGGAAUUAAAGAAAGAAGUAAUUUGUUUAUGAGUAAGUGUAUAUAUUCAAUAUGAUAGAACUACUAGAACUAAUAUUAAAGGUCAAUGUUUUUACCUUUACACUGUUGGGAUUUACCUUGUACGUAGUAUUUUUAAUUUUACCCAAAAGGAUAUAUUGG
Molecule: messenger RNA, 3910 nt
Organism: Chenopodium quinoa (quinoa)
Lineage: Eukaryota; Viridiplantae; Streptophyta; Magnoliopsida; Caryophyllales; Amaranthaceae
Product: putative disease resistance protein RGA3
Exons: 7
Coding region: 682-1803 (373 amino acids)
Biological process (GO): defense response to other organism
Molecular function (GO): ADP binding
Source: RefSeq, a predicted model, not a curated record